AAAUGCAGCAGUUUACAACAGAUAAUAAACAGAAUGUGACGUGUCGUCAACAAUGAUGCAUAAUUAUCAGUGGUUAUAAAAGAAACAUAACUAUUUCUGAAACUAUUUCUGCCCAGACCAAAGCUCUUACUUGGGGUAACUCCUGGUGAUCGUUGCAAAGUUGGUUAGAUCGUCACUCUGUUGAAUGUUGAAUCAUCAGAUUCAGGCAGGUUUCCUUCGCGGCAGAUGUAGGAGGAUGGUAGCGGGAUUCAGAUCUUCGACCAGAGCGCUGCUCUAUAGGGUCUUCUGGUUGCAGGAGCCGAGUUCUUUAUGUGUCCUUGUGGAUUCAGGGAUCAGUGGGCUUCCUUCAGUGCUCCUGUCCAAGCAACUACUCCCGGAACUACAGCCCAUCUGUUUGGAGGUAAGAUGACUUCUCAAAGUGCAAGGACGUUGCUCACACUGGAUGCUGAAGCAGUCGCCUCACUCAAAGAGGGAAUCAAUUUCAAUAAAAGCCAAGAGGACGGGAAAUGUUACAUCAUAUACAAGAACAACGACGGCCUUAGAGCAUGCAAGAACCAAUGCAAACACCAAGGAGGGUUAUUCAUCAAAGACAUCGAAGACCUGGAUGGCAGGACUGUUAAAUGCACCAAACACAACUGGAAGUUGAAUGUGUCAUCGAUGAAAUAUGUGAAUCUACCAGACAGCUUCUUGCAGGACGAGCUUGAUGUGGACAUUUUGGAUGACGGGGGGCUUCAGCUGGUUGAAUUGAGCCCCAUGGACCCCUGGCUGGCUGACCCGCGAGAGCCUCAGGAGCUCCAGGAAGGAGAAGUGAAGGUGACAUACAUGACCCACGCCUGCAUGGAGGUGCAGCUGGGCCAGAAGCGGUUCAUGUUCGACCCAUGGUUGAUAGGUCCUGAAUUCGCCCGAGGUUGGUGGCUUGUCCAUGAGCCUCCAGCAGACUGCCUGGACCGGAUGUGUACAGCAGAUUUCAUCUACAUCAGCCACAUGCACUCGGACCACCUUAGUUACCCCACAUUGAAGGUCCUCUCAGACAGGAGGCCAGAUACCCCCAUUUUUGUCGGUGACACAUCAAGACCUGUCUUUUGGGCUUUGGAGCAAAGCCAAGUCAAGCUGACCAACAUCAACGUCGUCCCUUUUGGAGUCUGGCAAAACCUUGAUGAGCACCUGAGAUUUAUGAUCUUGAUGGACGGCGUGCACCCUGAAAUGGACACCUGCAUCAUUCUGGAAUAUAAAGACUCCUGGAAAGCAGGGUUCAUCAAGAAUGAAAGGAAGAAGCUUCUGAAUUACAAAGCUCAGCUGGUGAAGUCCUUGGAGCCUUGGAUCUACUGCCUGUUUGCUGGCUACUUUGUGGAGGCUCAUCCAUCAUACCGGUACAUCAAAGAUACCAUUGUAAAAAACAAGGCAGAGGAUCUAAACGCGCUCAUCAAUAAGACCGCACCAGACAUCAAGACAUGGAUGCCCAAGCCAGGCGCUGUGCUGGACCUCGGCCUUGCUCUCAAGGAUCCCACCAACAGUGCGGCCAUCACCAAUCCCCCUGCCAAUGCAAAAAUCUACAAGGACAGCUGGGACUUUGACUUGUAUGUGGAUGAACUGAACAGUGCCAUUGGCAGUGAGAUAUUUAGACAUCGACGCUGGAUCCAGUUUUAUUACACCUGGGCAGGCUUUCAAAACUACAACCUUGUUGUGCGGGUAAAUAAACUCAACAUUUAAGUUUCUCUCUGUUAGUCUGGGACUGACAUGGUGGUUUUUCCUGUGCUUUACACAGAAGCAGCGAUAAGUAUGCACAAGUAUUUCUAUCUGUGGUGGCAUCAGGGACGUGCACAGACAUUUUGGGGGCAGGGGCUAGAGUAAAAAAAGGGGGCACUGCUAAAGCUAACAUAGCAUGUUUUAGCAUUUAAACACUUUCUGAUUCACAUAACUGUUUGAACAUUUGACUGUUGAUGAGAUAUGACAGGCAUAUAAUAAACUAAUUCUGUUUUGGUUAUACUGACGUCCCUUCCCAAACUAUUGAGUCUAAGUUUCUUAAUGGAAAACAAUAAUAAGGCAAUGAGGGAACUUGUCAAUCGAAACCCCCCAAAUAGUUUAUAUGUGCACGUUCCUUGGGGACGAAUCACUCUGGAGCUUCGUUCAUAAGUAGAAGGAUGUGUCGAAGACUUCAUCCCCAAUUGAGUCCAAGCCGGUGAUCUGUGCUGCAUGCCAUCUCUUCUCUUUUUGCUUAUUUCUUGCCACCUUUCCACCGUCUUAUCUGCCAAAAACAACUUUCUAAAAAAAGGUUUUAGGGUGUAGUCUGGUAAACCACUCUUUUUAACGUCUCUUUUUCCCUUUGUCAUG
This is a messenger RNA of Labrus mixtus (cuckoo wrasse), 2331 nucleotides long. RefSeq names its product cytidine monophosphate-N-acetylneuraminic acid hydroxylase-like. Gene Ontology annotation, molecular function: 2 iron, 2 sulfur cluster binding. Bases 310 to 1710 code for a protein of 466 amino acids. NCBI's taxonomy places the organism in Eukaryota, Metazoa, Chordata, Actinopteri, Labriformes, Labridae. The record is from RefSeq and is a predicted model, not a curated record. The transcript is spliced from 12 exons.